AUUAUACUUAAUAAGAAAAGAUUAUUCAAUACGCUACAUAUAUGUUUCUGCAUUCAUCAUGGCAAAUCCGCCACCACCACCGUUUCCGACGAUCGCAAUCGUUGACCCUCAGUACUGUGCACCAUAUCCAGUUGCACUUACAAUAAAGAGAGAGAGGACUUUUACGGAGAAAUACACGGUCACAGACAUAAACGGCAACGUCGUUUUUACGGCUAAGACACCUUCCCUGACUUUGCGCGAGCACCGUUUCUUGCGUGAUGCUUAUGGAAACCCUAUUCUCUGUCUUCGCAGAACGCUAUUGGGAACAGAUAAAUGGAAAGCAUUUAGAGGUAGUGGAAGUACAAGCGAAAGGGAUCUAAUCUUCACUCGGGAGCGAUCAUCAUGGUUCCAGCUAAGAACAAAAUUGAAUGUGUUCUUGGCAAAUAACACAUCAGGAGUUUGUGACUUCAAGAUCAAAGCAAGUUUCUCUGAACGAUCUUGGGUUGUUUACAUCGCCGAAUCUGACAUGGUUGCUGCUCGGAUUGUUGUCUUUGAAAUCGACAAGUCUACCACGCUUUUGAUAUGAAUUUGUUUCAAUGGCUAUUUGUUCGACUGAAACUUGAAUUCGAAUUGGAGUAUUUUCAGCUGGUAUAUAGGAUUUAGUAACCUUUUCGUAUCAGAAAAUGUAUCAAGUAAUUCAUUUGCUAUUCUUUGCAGAUGUAUAAUCUUUUGAACUUCUAGUUCACAUUGUCCUGACCGAGGAUCUAAAUAUAUCAAAGAUAACGCAUUCCAAUUAAGUUCUUUUUUAGGAAGUUUAUUCUCUCCCCUUAAUGUUGGAAAUUUUGAUUUAUAAAAAUGACAAUCAACAAAUCGGGUUUUAAAUACAUCUCUAGUUUGUAUCUCAAGAUACCUCACUAUAGAUGGAGAAUCAUAUCGAACGUAUAUUCCUGAUUUUUUUGGGAUCCCAUUUUGGUGCGAGAAGGUGGUGUAAUAGGAACAUAUAUCACACACUUGAAUAUUCUUAAAUGGGAAACAUUUGGCCGCUGACCAAAAGCUAAUUUUAUAGGAGAUAACUUAUGGUAAUUUGUUGUCCUCAAACAAAUAAGUAUUGCAGCAUGUAAAAUAGCAUACCCCCAAGGUGAUGUUGGAAUAUUUGUUCUCAUAAGUAAUCGUCUAAUAAUUAAUUGGAGGAAUUUAAUAAGUGAUUAUGUUAAUCUAUUUUGUAUGUAAAUAUGAGCUAUUGGAUGUUCAACGCUUAUUCCGUUAGCCAUACAAUAAGCGUCAAAGGCUUGGGAAGUAAAUUUACCAGCAUUAUCAAAACGAAUUAUUUUAGUUUGAUUUUCUGAAAACUGUGCUUUUAAUCGAAUAAUUUGAGCAAAUAAUCUCACAAACGCCAGAUUGCGAGAAGACAAUAAGCACACAUGUGACCAUAUCGAAGAUGGGCAUAUUAGGAUCAUAAAAUAUCUAAAAAUUCACAUAGUGGAUUAAUAGGUCCACAUAUAUCGCCUUGAAUCUUUUCUAGGAAUUCAGGGGACUCAAAUCCAAUUUUUAUUGGUGAUGGCUUUAUAAUUAGCUUUUUUUGAGAACAUGCAACAUAACAAAAUUCACUAGAUUUAAGAAUCUUCUAAUUCUCUAGUGAAUGUCCAUAGGAGUCUUCAAUAAUUCUCCGCAUCAUAAUUAUCCCUGGAUGACCCAAUCGAUCAUGCCAAAUUAUAAAUUCAUUUUGGCUGGAAAAGUUCGGGUUUACAAUGACGUGUGAUUCAAUUGCACUAAUUUUAGUAUAAUAUAACUCAGAUGAAAGUGAGGUAACUUUUCUAAUAUAGCCUUUUUAUUUGAAUCAUGAGUUGUGAUACAUAAGUACUCAUGAUUUUUCUCAUUCAUUGUUUCAAUAUGAUAUCCAUUCCGACGAAUAUCUUUAAAACUCAAUAAAUUUUUUAGAGACAUGGUAGACAUAAAUGCAUUAUUUAUUAUGAAUUUCGUUUCUUCGGGAAACAAAAUUAUAACUCUUCCAGGGCCUUCUAUCACAUUGCCUGAGCCAAUAAUAGUAUUAACAUAUUUUUCUUUUGGUACAAGAUGUGUAAAAUAUAAAUUACUUUUGAGAAUGGUAUGCGAACUUACACUAUCCGUAAGGCAAAUAUCUUCACUAUAUGUUCUUGUCAUUUUCUUCAAAGACAAAUAAUAAUAAU
Molecule: messenger RNA, 2165 nt
Organism: Arachis stenosperma
Lineage: Eukaryota; Viridiplantae; Streptophyta; Magnoliopsida; Fabales; Fabaceae
Product: protein LURP-one-related 15-like
Exons: 3
Coding region: 59-565 (168 amino acids)
Source: RefSeq, a predicted model, not a curated record